This is a messenger RNA of Protopolystoma xenopodis, 249 nucleotides long. The record is from the annotation of a GenBank genome assembly. Lineage: Eukaryota; Metazoa; Platyhelminthes; Monogenea; Polystomatidea; Polystomatidae.
AUGUUGCCUCGCUCUGAUAAUGUCCGUCAUAUGACGGACGAAAGCUUAGCACGUUUUAACCAGAAUCGAAGUAGAUUGCCUCCGAAACAGCGUCAGCAUGAAUGUUCCAGUAAAGCCAAUCGACAGCUGGUUAAAAGGAAUCCGCCGUCGUCUUCUGGUGGAAGCGACCUUCAAAUAUCUUCACCCAACACUUUCACUCGAAAUGGAAAUAAGCUCAACAAUGAUUAUUCUUAUGCCUACACUUUGUAA